AUGAAGGAAGGGAAGAGACCUGGGAUGAUGAAUGAUGUUUUCGAGAUCACUCGCCAGAACAAGACGGAAGCGGAAGAACAAACGGAAAUGAACAACACCCUGCAUCUGGAUUCUGGAUCCCAUGGGCACAGACAACAUUCGGGACGCGACUUCAUCCCAAGUCUAAGAGUCCACGAGUCUUUCCAAGUCGCAGCCGGGCUCACAUGUAAGAUGUGGAACAUCGAGAGCAUUGAGGGAGCGACAAGAAGUGGUAUCCUGCUGGAUCAUCGGUGGCAUUUGGCUUCUGGCAUUGCUGAAGAACAAGAUUGA
Molecule: messenger RNA, 309 nt
Organism: Glarea lozoyensis ATCC 20868
Lineage: Eukaryota; Fungi; Ascomycota; Leotiomycetes; Helotiales; Helotiaceae
Exons: 2
Coding region: 1-309 (102 amino acids)
Source: RefSeq, a predicted model, not a curated record